GCUCUCAUCGAGACCCUGGAGUCCCGAGGCGUCCUUGGCCAGGUCAAGGCCAAGGUGCGUGCAGAGAUUUUUGCCGCCCUGGACGACGAACAGGUCCAGCGCCCGCAGCUGCCUCGCGAGAAUGCCUUGAUCAAUGAGCUGAUCAAGGAGUACUUCGAGUACAACGGGUACUACCACGCGCUGUCUGUGUUACUGGCCGAGAGCGGCCACCCGGAGGAGCCCCAGUUCGAUCGGCGCUUCCUGGCCUCUGAGCUGCGAGUUCGCGAGGAUGACCGAAGCAGGUCUCACCCUCUGAUCUACGCCCUGGUGCGGGGCGCCUGCGCCAGCGACGGCGGCGUGCCGCCAGCAGCCAUGGAG
Messenger RNA from Symbiodinium sp. CCMP2456, 357 nucleotides. NCBI's taxonomy places the organism in Eukaryota, Dinophyceae, Suessiales, Symbiodiniaceae. The record is from the annotation of a GenBank genome assembly.